Molecule: messenger RNA, 1552 nt
Organism: Tigriopus californicus
Lineage: Eukaryota; Metazoa; Arthropoda; Copepoda; Harpacticoida; Harpacticidae
Product: dynein axonemal light chain 1-like
Exons: 3
Coding region: 722-1486 (254 amino acids)
Cellular component (GO): cytoplasm
Molecular function (GO): protein kinase binding
Source: RefSeq, a predicted model, not a curated record
CGGAAACAGAGCUCGACCUUGAAGGUCCGAUUGAGUGACGUGGAAAGCUGGACCAAGAUUGCGACCAUUUAGAGUGUAACCAAUCUGAACAGGCUCGCAAUUGAAGUCCACAUAACAAGCAACAACGUCUCCUACGCCAAAGGGAACACCAUAAUUGGUGAAGGUACAACCAACGGCUUUUUUGCCCGUUCCUCCGUAACCAUAGGAGAAUGGAUCCUCCCCCAGUUGCAUGGAAGCCUCGUCGAUGGACCACCCUACUCGUAAAACGUGAGGAGUGGGUUCAUUUUCCAAAUGCUGUGCGUUACAAUUUCCGUCAAUGCGAACUUCGAAGCAAGCACGCCCACGACACACCCCAUAGGUGGCUCGGGCACCUGCCCACAUCAAGCCAAACCCUUCAUGGGACAUGGCCACAGCCGAGCAAUAAUCAUUUUUAUCGAUGAUUAAAUUCAGAUAUUGAAACACUUACACCAAUCCAAAAUAACGAGGCUGUCAUCGUAGUUGGGCUCGUCUUCAUUGGGCAAAGCCGGUUGCCUGGGUUUCCUUUCCUCGGCCACCAAAUCUUGCGAAGGAAUAGGACGCGGUAAAUCUGCCUGAGGCAAAAUGGCAGCGGGACCGACCGCCUUUGAGGUGCUCGGAAAUGUCUCAUAAUUCGGAUGAGCAACCUAUUCGGAAAAAGAGAGCGGACCGUGCGUUUUAAAGUCACCGUUGUUUAAUCAAUAUAAUGAUUGUUGUCAAGUUCCUGAGACUGAAUGAAUGGAAGGCUAAAAUGCCAACCACGAUCAAGCAAGCAUUGAAAAAAUGGGAGGAGGCUACCCAAAGAAAAGCAGCUGAAUCGAAGGAGAUCAAACUGAUUGGAGUGUCCCCGCCUAUCGAGAAAAUGGAGGGACCGUUCCAUUUGUUAGCGAACUUGGAAAAGUUCUCCCUCUCCACGAACAUGAUCUCGUCUAUUACCAACUUGCAGUCGUUCAAGAACUUGAAGGUUCUCAGUUUGGGUCGAAAUGUCUUGAAAUCCCUGCAAGGAAUUGAGGCUGCCGCCGAUACGUUGGAGCAACUGUGGAUCUCCUACAACCAAAUCGACAAGCUCAAACCUCUGAGGAAUCUGCUCAAGUUGAAAAUUUUGUAUAUGGCGCACAAUUUCGUUCGAGAAUGGAGGGAAUUCGAGCACAUGGCAGAACUUCCGGUUCUCGAGGAUCUCGUAUUCAUUGGCAAUCCUUUGGAAGAAGAAGUAUCUCCAACUGGUAAAUACACGGACGAAGUGGUAAAACGCUUGCUCUACUUGAAGAAGCUGGAUGGAUUUCCGGUGAUCCGAGAAGUGGAAGAGGAAGAAACAGAAGAGGUCUCGGGCACGAUGGACCUUCAAGAGAUUGACCGCAUGGCUAACAAUGCCGAUGAGGACGAUGCCGAGGAACCGGGCAAGCCACCCGAUGACGACGACGAAUAUGACGAUGAGGAGACGCGAGCUCCUUCCGAUACUGAAGCCGACUAAUAGCUCGGCAGCAAUAAUAAAACUAAUUAUAAUGGAAAACGAAUGCCUUACCUCCAGAGAUUGUUG